AUGACUGUGAAUGCAGCCUUCGGAGCCAGCUGGCUGCAGAAGUUCGUAGACCUGUGUGCCCAUUCAGAGCUCUCGCUCAUGGUCAACACGGAGGCCUUCUGCUUACCUUCUAGGCAGCCGCACAUGGUUCAGACCAAGCUGUUCAAGGCAGAUCUUCACGGGGCUCUCGUUUCAGUCACAAAGUCCAAAUGCCCGUCCUAUGUGGGUAUUACAGGAAUCCUCCUACAGGAAACAAAGCACGUUUUUAAAAUCCUCACCAAAGAAGACCGCCUGAAAGUUAUCCCCAAGCUAAACUGUGUGUUCGCAGUGGAAAUCGAUGGCUUCAUUUCCUACAUUUAUGGAAGCAAAUUCCCACUUUGGUUAAGUGAAUGA
Lontra canadensis (Northern American river otter) is the source of this 372-nucleotide messenger RNA. RefSeq names its product ribonuclease P protein subunit p29-like. Gene Ontology annotation, cellular component: ribonuclease P complex; ribonuclease MRP complex. The coding region runs from base 1 to 372 and encodes 123 amino acids. Gene Ontology annotation, molecular function: ribonuclease P RNA binding. The record is from RefSeq and is a predicted model, not a curated record. The transcript is spliced from 3 exons. Gene Ontology annotation, biological process: rRNA processing; tRNA 5'-leader removal. NCBI's taxonomy places the organism in Eukaryota, Metazoa, Chordata, Mammalia, Carnivora, Mustelidae.